UUACGUGGAAGAUCAGAUAAUUCGAGCUGUAAAAUACUCACAACAUCCCUACUUCCAGAAGCACAAGAAAUUGAAAGUUUUAUUUGAACUGCUGGGAAGGAAGAAAGUGCCUCUGAUACGACGCUACAAGUUACUCACUAAAGAUGGCGUAGUGGGUGGUCCUUCAGGUAUGGCAGCUCCCGUUAAUUGGAGCCUUGAUAGAUGCAAGAAACUUGUCAAACUCUUGAUGAAGAAAGCAGAUAUUGAUGACUCAAGGGCAGAUGUUGUCACUGCCCUUGAGUCUAUUGAGCUGGAUUGUCGUGAUUGGAAAGAAAUCGCGAAGAAGCUAGGUGUCAACUGGUAUCACGUCUGCUUUUUUUGGAAGACUCAGCUCUCACAGUUGAUUUGUGCCAGUACGUGUAUAUCGAGGAACAAAUUGCGUAGUUUUCUGAUCAUAUGGUUUCUUUCUCACGGAGAAAUAGAAAGUUUUGAUGAAAUUUACUGGAUGAAUGUGGCUGUGGAUUUGUCUGCUCCUCCAUUUAUAUGUCAAAGUGUUUUCCUUAGCAUGGUAACUACUUACGUUCCCGAGAAACUGUGGAUCAAUUUUAGAGAUUGCGUUCAAUACCUCUACGACAAAUACUAUGAUCUAUUCUCAUCAAAUAAGUUGAAGGAUAGAUAUUUGAAUAGAAUGGAUAUUAAGAAUUUCUUAUAAUCAUUAGUCGAUGAAAUAUAUCACUAUAUACUGUAUCACCUACUUCAAAAGGUAUAAGAAUCCUAUUUGAUAUGACUGUAAAAUUAAUUUAUAUAUUGUGUAAUAUUAUCAAUAAAUCUGUGGGUUAUGGAAUUGUAUGUAAGUUAUUUUUUAUUAUGUUUAUCCUUGAGCUUGUAUAUGUAGAUAAAUUAAUUACCCACAAUCGAGAGAGAACUUUUUGAACUUUAAAUCGAGAGAAAAACUGUCCAAACUUUUUUUGUAAUUAUUGAAGGGAAUUACUUAUCCUUGUGCCAAACAUUAGAGAUCUUGCGAACUCACUGUCACUGUAUGCUAUUGUUAUAGUAGUUAUAUAUUAUUGUCAUGAAAAUAAACAUUGAAAAUCCAAGUAACCUU
This is a messenger RNA of Nilaparvata lugens (brown planthopper), 1084 nucleotides long. RefSeq lists its product as uncharacterized. Lineage: Eukaryota; Metazoa; Arthropoda; Insecta; Hemiptera; Delphacidae. The record is from RefSeq and is a predicted model, not a curated record. The transcript has 4 exons. Bases 170 to 691 code for a protein of 173 amino acids.